AUGCAGCUCCUCAAGGGCCUUUUCGUCGCCGCCGUGCUCUGCAUGGCCACGGUUAGCGCCGGCAACCAGCAGCAGCAUCAGCAGGAGCAGAACAACGGCAACCAGUACCAGGUCGAGUCGGACUCGGGCUCCAGUGAAUCGGACGACGGCGCCACCCAGCAGGGUUUCAACGUGCACCACGUCAACUUCGCGGCCAGCAACCCCGAAGAGGAGAAGGGCGAGGAGAAGGAAUCCUCGUCCAGCGCCGUGCCCCUCAUCGCGGCCGUGGGCGCCUGCGCCUGCAUCGGCGUGCUCGGCGCCGUGUACCUCAAGCGAAGGAAGGAUGACGACAAGCUCCCGGGCGAGAUCUUCACCAUCGACGACAAGAACUCGGUGCUGUAA
This is a messenger RNA of Phytophthora sojae, 381 nucleotides long. RefSeq lists its product as hypothetical. The record is from RefSeq and is a predicted model, not a curated record. Lineage: Eukaryota; Oomycota; Peronosporomycetes; Peronosporales; Peronosporaceae. The transcript has a single exon. Bases 1 to 381 code for a protein of 126 amino acids.